Molecule: messenger RNA, 3362 nt
Organism: Nematolebias whitei (Rio pearlfish)
Lineage: Eukaryota; Metazoa; Chordata; Actinopteri; Cyprinodontiformes; Rivulidae
Gene: smc6
Product: Structural maintenance of chromosomes protein 6-like
Exons: 26
Coding region: 35-3298 (1087 amino acids)
Biological process (GO): double-strand break repair via homologous recombination
Cellular component (GO): nucleus; site of double-strand break; Smc5-Smc6 complex
Molecular function (GO): damaged DNA binding; single-stranded DNA binding; ATP hydrolysis activity
Source: RefSeq, a predicted model, not a curated record
GUAGGGGGCGUUGUUGGCUGAUCCAACAACCAAGAUGGCGAAGCGCAGGACAAGCGGCGCGUCUCCCGGUGAAAACCCAAACAAACGGAUCAGAUCUUCCUCCACGGAUGGCGAGCAGGAGGGAAGUAAUGCUGGGAGUGAUGGGGACGAUUCUGGUCCAAGUAAACGGUUCCAGUGUUCAGGUGAUGUGGUUAGUGAUGCAGGAAUUGUGGAGAGCAUCACGCUGAAGAACUUCAUGUGCCACUCGCUCCUUGGACCUUUUGCCUUCGGUUCCAAUGUCAACUUUGUUGUUGGCAACAAUGGAAGUGGAAAGAGCGCCAUUCUGACAGCUCUCAUCGUGGCGUUGGGAGGAAACGCGCAAGCCACAAACAGAGGAUCGUCACUCAAGGGGUUUGUGAAAGAAGGAGAAAGUUCUGCCGAUGUAUCGAUCACUCUGCGAAACAAAGGAAGAGACGCUUACAAACCUGAGGCAUACGGUCCAUCCAUCAUUGUAGAUCUGAGGAUAACACGAGAGGGGCUGAGAACCUACAAACUGAGAAGUACAUCAGGUCAGGUUAUGUCAACCAAAAAGGAAGAGCUCGUUUCCAUCCUAGACAAUUUUAAUAUUCAGGUGAACAAUCCUGUAUCAGUCCUCACACAGGAGAUGAGCAAAUACUUCCUGCACUCUAAAGGAGAGGGAGACAAGUAUAAGUUUUUUAUGAAGGCCACCCAACUGGAGCAGAUGAAAGAAGACUUUUUUCACAUCAAAACCACUAAGAGAAUCACAGAGGAUAAAGUUGAGCAAAACAGCGAAUACUUGAAAGACUUGAAACGAAAUUUCCUGGAGAAAGAGGACCGUUACAAAAACUUGGCAUCAAUUGGCGAAAUGCACACAAAACUGGAGGAAUUGCAGAAACAAAUGGCAUGGACAUUGGUGUCUGAAAAGGAAAGAGAGGUGGAGCCAAUGAAGGAGAAGCUGCAGUCAGACAAGCGUUCAACACAGAAAUAUGAUGAAAAGGUGGAAGAAUGGAAGAAUAAGGCUGAGGAAGCGGAAAAGAAGUACAAACAUAUUCAGGAACAACUAGAGGAAAUUACUCGGAAAGUUCAGGAACUUCAACCUAAAUCUGCUGAACUGAAGACGGAGGCCCAGAAACGCAACAACCUUUUGAAAUCCUGCGAGCUCACUGUCCAUAGGUGCAGAACAAACCUUCGGGACCUGGAAAAGGACAAAGUUCAGCUGUCCUCACGUAUUAAUGAUCUCAAGCUGAGCAUCAGUCAGACAACAGGUGCAGAGAGCCAGGUGAGGGCUGAGCGUGUGGAGCAGGUUCAAACUGAGCUGGAAAGCCUGAAGCAUCAGACGUCCACUCUAGGCCAACAGAUUGACCAGUAUGAACACGCCUGCAGCCGUGCCAAAGAAGAGCAAGCAAAGAUGGAGAGAGAGUAUAAAAUGUUCCAGAAAUCCAUUGAGAUCAACGAAAGGAAACUGCAGACGAUGAAGAGCAGCCGCUCUAACCGUCUUCGGCGUUUUGGAGAGCACAUGCCUGCGCUGCUCAGUGCCAUCCAGGAAGCUCACAAAAGGGGUCAGUUCAAGCACAGACCUCGAGGACCUCUGGGUUACCUUAUUAGUUUGAAGGACCCUGAGCUGGCCUUGGCUGUGGAAGUAUGUCUUAAAAGCCUCAUAAAAGCUUUCACAUGCGACAACUACGAUGAUGAGAAGGUGCUGAAGGGCCUCAUGGCCAACGUUUUUCCUGCUGGUCGCAGGCCGACCAUCAUUACCAGCAGCUUCCUCCCACACGUCCAUGAUACACGAAGGAGGGCUGUGAAUCAUCCUGAAUAUCCCUCCGUGCUUCAAGCUCUUGAGAUUGAGGACCCAGUUGUGGCGAACUGUCUCAUCGAUCAAAGGGGCAUUGAAAGCAUUUUGCUCAUUAAGAAUCGCACGGAGGCUCGGAGAGUUAUGCAGGGCUCAAAUCCUCCCGCUAACUGCACCCAAGCCUUCUCUAAAGACGGGGAUCAGAACUUCAAUAACCGUACUUACUCCUCUGAUCAGAACAGAGCCAUCUGUCUUUCAGGAGAUGUUGAGGAAGAGAUCAGACACUUAGAGAGGGAGCUGGAGAACCAGAAGGCUCAGAAGUCUCGUUUCCAGCAACAAAUGGGAAAACUGGACGAAGACGUCAAACAGAAUCAAGGGUUGCAGAGAAGAGCACAAGCGGAGCAAAAAAACAUUAAAGAUAAAGCCACACGGUGUGGGCUCGAGCUGACGGACCUAAAGAAUGUGGAGGAGCCUCAGUCAGAGGACCUCAGUCCUCUGGAAGAAGAUCUUCAAGAGAUUGCUGCAAAGAUUUCAUCUAAGCGCACAGAAUUCGAGGAAGCUAAAACCCAGUUGGCCGAACUCAAGGCCGACUACGAAAAGGCAGAGCAGGAAUACAAGCUGCAUAAAGACACCAUUAGCACCAUCGCUGAGGAGGCUGAUUCUGUCAAGGAUGAACUGAGUAAAAUUGACCAGGAGGUAAUGAAGAGCAAACACCACAAAAAACACUAUGAUGAGAAACGCAGCGCUCAUCUCUGCUACAUCAAGACUCUUGAAGAGCAGCUUAAGAGCAAGGAGGACGACCUAAAGGUGUCUGUGGCUAAAGCUGCUGAGAUUUGUCCAGAACGCACUGAAGUCCGUCGAACAGCCAAGAGUUUGGACAGCGAGAUGAGCCGCCUCAAAGUGAAGAUCGCCACCCAGCAGGAGCAACAGGGGGACCGAGAGGAGGUUGUGAGACAAUACCGUGAGGCUUUAGAGAGCUACAAGAACAUGUCGCAGCAAAUGAAGUACUUUCAUAGUUUCAUCAAAAGUCUGGACAACGUCAUGACCCACAGACUUCAAGCUUACGCUGACCUCCGGAAGUUCCUGUCAGCUCGCUGUAAAUAUUACUUUGACAGCAUGCUGGCUCAGAGAGGCUACAGUGGAAGAAUGACGUUUGACCACAAGAAUGAGACGUUGAGCAUUUCUGUGCAACCAGGUCAAGGAAACAAAGCUGACCUGAGCGACAUGCGCUCCCUGUCCGGAGGCGAACGCUCCUUCUCCACUGUUUGUUUUGUUCUCUCUCUUUGGGCCAUCACAGAAGCACCUUUUCGCUGUCUGGACGAGUUUGAUGUUUACAUGGAUAUGGUGAAUAGGAGGAUUUCAAUGGACAUGAUGCUGAAGGUGGCUGCUGGUCAGCGCUACAGACAAUUUAUUUUCCUCACUCCCCAAAACAUGAGUUCUCUUCCUGUGAGCAACAUCCUCCGCAUCCUCCGACUCAAAGAUCCUGACCGUGGGCAAAACAAGUCAUAAAGUCAGAACAUGGAUCAGUAAUCACACGGAGGAAAUGUAGCUGCAGUAAAAGAUUUGUUUAUCA